Microplitis demolitor is the source of this 8299-nucleotide messenger RNA. Its product is annotated as discoidin domain-containing receptor 2. Gene Ontology annotation, cellular component: signaling receptor complex. Bases 552 to 5291 code for a protein of 1579 amino acids. Lineage: Eukaryota; Metazoa; Arthropoda; Insecta; Hymenoptera; Braconidae. Gene Ontology annotation, biological process: cell surface receptor protein tyrosine kinase signaling pathway; positive regulation of kinase activity; multicellular organism development. The record is from RefSeq and is a predicted model, not a curated record. The transcript is spliced from 23 exons. Gene Ontology annotation, molecular function: collagen binding; protein tyrosine kinase collagen receptor activity; ATP binding.
UGCUCUUGCUCAUACAGACACACACUUCUGAUCACAGUGCUGUCAGUUAGUGCCGCGCCGCGGUCACGAAACACACAAUUUAAACAAAAUAAUUUAUAUAAAUAUACAGUUUAUCCAAAUAUUGUUUAUCAAAAAUUAAUUAUCCAUGUACAUAAAAUUAUUAUAAUCACAUUACGAAUUAUAGUUAACCAAUGUCAUGGGCAUUACACGAACUGUAUCUCACAUUUUCUCAAGGUCGUUUAUAAUCAUAACAAUGUGAAUUUUUUCAGUGCACUGUGAUUCUUUGUGAUUUGAAUUCCAUAUCGUGAAUUAUACAUUAUAUUAUUAUAUUUAUUUAUUUUUUAGUUUUUAAAUUUAAACUUACCGCCAUGAAUGGAUUACUGAAGAUUUUUUUGUUUUUUGUGAUACAAGUGAAUGUAUAACUUUGUUUUUUUACUGGCCCCUUUUUUUGGAUAUUACCCAGUCACAAAAAGACGUACAAGAAUCCUCGAGUGACUAUGAGAUUCGAGUAGCCCUUGUGAAAGUAAUCGGCAUUUAAAACAUCUGUCGUAAUGAAUAACCUGCGGCUUUUUUAUCUUUUUUACCUUUUCAUUCUCUAUCUUAACGAUGGAGACGCUAUAGACAUAUCACAAUGCAUUGCCCCUUUGGGAAUGGAAGCAGGAAUCAUUCCAGACGCCGACAUCACAGCAAGCUCGAGCUUUGACAGCGGCAACGUCGGACCACAAUUUGCACGAUUAAAACAAGAACGACAUGGUGGUGCAUGGUGUCCAAAACAUCAGGUUACGACGGAACCACAUGAAUGGUUGGAAAUUGAUUUGCAUACUAUGCACGUUAUUACAGCUACUGCGACUCAGGGACGAUUUGGAAAUGGACAAGGAGUUGAAUUUGCAGAGGCUUAUAUUCUUGAGUAUUGGCGACCAAAACUCGGCAAAUGGGUCCGAUAUAAAGGUGUAAAUGGUGAAGAAGUAAUACCUGGCAAUACAAAUACAUAUCUUGAAUCUAAACACGAGCUCGAACCAGCAAUUUGGGCGACGAAAAUUCGAUUUCUACCGUACAGUUAUCACUAUCGCACCGUGUGUAUGCGCGUUGAAUUGUACGGAUGCCCAUGGAAUGAUGGCAUUGUGUCAUACUCGAUGCCACAAGGUGAUAAACGUGGCAACUGGGAAUUUUUCGACGCCACAUAUGAUGGAUUCUGGGACGACGAAUUGCAACGCGGCUUAGGCCAACUCACGGACGGCCGUACUGGCCCAGAUGAUUUCAAAAUGGGAUACUACGGCGACGACCGUAGUCAAGGAUGGGUCGGCUGGAGAAACGACACCCGAGCUGGACAUCCACUCGACAUUAAAUUUGAAUUCGAUCGUGUUAGAGAAUUUUCUGCUGUUCAUAUCUUUUGCAAUAAUCAAUUUACUAAAGAUGUACAGGUUUUUUCCGAAGUUAAUAUUUCAUUUAGUAUUGGGGGAAAAUGGUACAUAAGUGAUCCAAUAAUUUACGCAUACAUAGAAGAUAAAAUAUUUGAAACACCACGAAAUGUAUCAAUAAAACUUCAUCAUCGUAUUGGUAGAUUUAUAAAGUUACGAUUUACUUUAGCGGCUAAGUGGCUUAUGAUAAGUGAGAUCACUUUUGAUUCUGACAUAGCCCAUGGGAAUUUUACGCCGGAAUCUCCCCCCUCGACAGAGUCACCACGAACAAAGAACCAAAGUACCUCGAAAGAUAUUCCACUGCAAGCGGAAAUUCCUAUCUCUACGGCAAAACAAGACGACCCGACGUACAUGGCUGUAAUAAUCGGCGUACUAACAGCUGUCAUACUUUUACUAGCCGUUGCAAUAUUUUUCAUUGUUUCUCAUCAUCGUCAGCGGAAAAAUUUUGCCAGCUCGCUUGACGCUAAAGAAUCGAUACCUUCUGGUAAUCACCAACAUUUGUCACCGGAAUCAACUUACGGUACGGCUGGUGAAAAGGAUUCGUCAUUAAUGACUUAUAGAGUCGAAGAUUUUGAUGAUCGUUACGCUGGCGCGAAGCUGACGACGUUACCACGCGAUUUGAACGAUCGUUUGCUGGGUGAUGUUAGACUUGAUGAAUACCAAGAACCUUUUCAUGAAAAUAAAUAUAGAGAACCGUCGCAAGCUACUUAUUAUGGUUACAGUACCGUUGUUAUUGACAAUAAGGAUUUGCAUGACAAUAUUGAAUGCUCAGAUCCCACAUAUGAUUAUGCGGUUCCAAUACCAGUACCUAGUACCAGUAGCGAACACGAAAGUGUCUUUUCAAAAACAUCGUCGAGAGGUAGCGCUAAGGCAUGUUUGCAGAGUUUUUUUCCGCCGCCACCGCCACCGAUAAGCAUCCCACCAACUCGGGGAUCUAACAACGUAGUCUAUUCAAGUUCUCCAAGCCCUCAACUAAUCUCUGAGCGUGAACGAAGAGGAAGCAAACGUCGGGAGCACACGCACAAUAGAUACGCAAACGGAACUACGAUGAAAAUCUCACGCUUCUGUGACGUUGUCUCAUUAAUUAUUCAGCGAUUUUUCAUGUGUCUUUUUUGUAUUGCCACGACAGCACGCAGUAUAGAUCUUUCGCAAUGUAUAAAUCCAUUAGGAAUGGAAUCAGGUGCAAUUUUGGAUGCAGAUAUUACUGCAAGUUCUAGUUUUGAUAGUGGCAAUGUAGGACCACGUCAAUCGAGACUGAGAACAGAGAAUCAUGGUGGAGCUUGGUGUCCUAAAGCACAAAUUACCAGUGAGCCUCGUGAAUGGCUCGAAAUCGAUUUGCAUUCUGUACAUAUGAUCACUGGUACAAAUACUCAAGGCCGUUUUGGAAAUGGAGUGGGAGUUGAGUACGCAGAGGGUUAUUUGUUAGAAUAUUGGCGCCCGCGGCUCGGUAAAUGGGUACGGUACAGAGACAUCAAAGGAAAGGAGAUUCUCAAAGGGAAUACGAAUACAUAUUUAGAAAAUAAACAUGAAUUAGAUCCGCCAUUAUGGGCAAGUAAAAUAAGAUUUUUACCCUACAGUAAUCAUCGACGGACUGUUUGUAUGAGGGUAGAAUUAUAUGGCUGCCUUUGGACGGAUGGUAUAGUAGCUUACUCGAUGCCUCAAGGCGACACGAGAGGAAACGAAUGGGAGUUCUUUGACGCAAGUUAUGAUGGCCACUGGGAUGGUGAAUUACGUCGUGGUUUGGGACAAUUAGUUGACAGUAAAAUUGGCCCUGAUAAUUUUAAAAUGGGGUAUUAUGACUCUGUACGUAGUCAAGGCUGGGUUGCUUGGAGAAACGAUACACGUGAUAAUGAACCUAUUGAAAUUAAAUUUGAAUUCGAUACUGUACGGGAAUUCGCUGCUGUUCAUCUUUAUUGCAAUAACCAAUUUAGCAGAGAUGUUCAAGUUUUUUCCCAAGUAGAUGUAUUAUUUAGUAUCGGAGGAACUUAUUUCAGUGGUGAACCAAUAGUCUAUACAUACAUGGAAGACAAAAUAUUUGAAACUUCACGUAACAUUACAAUUAAACUUCACCACCGUGUUGGAAAGUUUAUAAUACUUCGUCUCCAUUUCUCAUCAAAGUGGAUAAUGCUCAGUGAAGUUAUAUUUGAUUCCGAUAUCGCUCAUGGUAAUUUUACACCUGAAGAAUUUGCAACAACCGAUUUAUCAUCAUUACCAGACGAGUUUUUUAUAAAUAAUAAAAACACAGUAUCAGAUAGUGAGCUUCCAGUAUUAACAGCACAACAUGAUGAUCCGACAUACAUGGCAGUAGUGAUCGGUGUUCUUACAGCAAUAAUUCUACUGUUAGCCGUAGCAAUAUUUUUUAUCGUAUCCCGCCACAGACAACGUAAAUGUUUUGCAAGCCCCGUGGCAGUUAAAGUACCAUCGCAUCUCAGUUCAACGUGUGCGACUGUUGAAAAAGGAGCAGCACUAAUGGCUUACACGUUAGAAGAAGAUGAAGGUCGAUAUGCUGGCGGUGGCACAACUUCAACAUUACCACGCGAACUUGACAAUCGACUUUUAGACCUUGUUAAAUUAGAUGAGUACCAAGAGCCUUAUCAAGCUCUUAAAUACGCUCCGUACUACAGCUACAGCACUAUUAUUAUGGAAAUGAAGGACAUGAUGUUGAACAAUAUGGGUAUUGGUAUCAAUUACGCUGCCGUUCCAGAGGUCGUUACCGUACCUCUUCUAAAUCCCGAGGGUACAUUUUCAACGCACGAAAUUGCGUCUAGUUCGGUAUCUAGUGUAAGUGCUAGUGAUGAUCAAGAUAGUAUUUUUUCAAAAACCUCGUCUCGUAACAGCCGCAUUGAUGAUAAAAAGUCACCAACACAACAAGACGUUCUUGCGGCACUAAAAAAACGCUUGGAACAGUCAACAGUACCAUUAUUCCCACGACAUCGACUACGAAUGCUUUCUAAAUUAGCCGAGGGAGCAUUUGGAUCGGUCUAUGUAGCAGAAGCUGAAGGGAUUCCCGAGUAUGGUACUGAUUCUAAUACACUCGGCAAAAGACUUGUUGCUGUCAAAUUUUUACUGCCUGAUGCCAGUGAAAAAGAAAAACUUGACUUCCAACGGGAUGUAAGAAUUUUAGCAGCACUCGAAGAUAUAAAUAUAGCAAGAGUUUUAGGAGUUUGUUGUCGCGAAGAUCCUUAUUGUGUUGUAAUGGAAUAUUUAGAACAUGGUGAUCUUUGUCAAUUUUUAAAGACUCAUAUUACUGUUGAAGAUGCCCAUUCUAUGCCACAUGGUGUUAAAACUCUUAGUUUUAAUUGUCUUAUUUAUAUGGCUGCCCAAAUUGCAUCUGGGAUGCGAUACUUAGAAAAUUUAAAUUUUGUUCAUCGAGAUUUAGCUACCAGGAAUUGUUUAGUUGGUAAGGCAUAUCUUAUAAAAAUUUCCGACUUUGGCACAGAUAAUGAACUAUACGCUGGUGAUUAUUAUCAAGUUAAUGAUGGCGCAUUACUACCAGUGCGUUGGAUGGCUUGGGAAUGUGUUUUCUUGAGAAAAUACACGACUAAAAGCGACGUUUGGGCAUUUGCGGUUACACUUUGGGAAAUUUUGAAUCUCGGCCGGCAUGUGCCUUACGAGGAUCUAACCGACGAAGAAGUUGUUGAAAACCUUGAACAAUGGCACACCGAUAAUGUCAAUUGCCAUAAUGGUAGGAAUGACAAUGACACAAAAGUACGUGUACUAUUUGAAUAUUUACCUAAACCAAAAACAUCCAGCAAAGACAUUUAUGAUUUAAUGUUAGAAUGUUGGAGACGAGACGAAAAUACUCGUCCGACUUUCCGUGAAAUAUCACUUUUUCUUCAAAGAAAAAAUCUUGGAUAUGCACCAACUUGUUAAUAAUACUUUUUAAAAAUAUGUUCGAUAUUAUUUAAUUGAACAAUCAUUCGGAUGCAUAAUUAGAUGUGUAUUAUAAUUAUAAUAAUUAGUAAUAAGUAUUAGCAUAAAGAAACCUAUCAAAAAAUAUUUAUUAAAUAUGCAUUUAAUGCAUUUUAAAAAAGCAAAUAAUUGAAAUACGGUAGUUUCUAAUUACAUAUAUAUAUUAGGGUAGUUGUUAAAAAUUAAAUUUUCUCGGACGUCCUAUAAAAAGUUUCUUGUUACUGAAAAAAUACAUGGGGGAUUUGGUUUUUUCUUUUUAAGUAAAAAAAACACGUGCCCCAAAACGAUCAAAGUUUAUUUUUUGAUACAAUCGCAUUUUUUUUUAAUAUCUCAUGAAAUAUGCCGAUUAGAGAAAAAAGUUAUAGGAACAAUUUUGUGAGAAAUUCAAUUCUUGACAAAAAAGGUCAUAUUUACGUUUUUUAUAAAAUGUGUACUUGCGAAGAUAUUUCAAAAAAACUUUUUUUUAGAUCUUAUGAAUAUGAAUUGGGCGUUUUAAGGAUUACAAAUAUUGAAAAUAACAUUUUUCUAAGUGUAUAAAAACUGUCAUAAGCAUUAAUGAUUGAUAUGCUACGAGUUGCGAAGUUGUCUAUAUUUAAGAAAAAACGUUAUUUUUAACAUUCGUAAUUCUUAAAAUGCUCUAUUGAUAAAAUUUAAAGUUUUUUUUAAAUAUCUUCGUAAAUAUACAUUUUAUAAAAAAAAGGAACAUGACCUUUUUUGUCAGGAAUUUAAUUUCCUACAAAAUUGUUUCUAUGAUUUUUUCCUUUAAUCUGCAUAUUUCAUGAGAUAUUCCAAAAAAACCGCGGUUGUAACGAAAAAUGAACUUUGAUCGUUCUGAGGCACGUGUUCUUUUUACUUAAAAAGAAAAAACCAAAUUCCCUAUGUAUUUUUUCACUGAAAAGAAGCUUUUUAUGAGACGUCUGAGAAAAUUUAAUUUUUAACAACCACACUAAUAUAUAUACUAUAUAUAUUCCCGAAUGCGUAAAAUUGUUACGUACUGAUAUGUACUUUUUUUAAAAACUGAAAUUCGUAAUAAGUAAACUGUAAGAAAUUUUUAUUACUAAGCUUCAAAAAAUGAAACGAUUAUUAGAAAUGAUCGGCUUACAUAUCUUAUUUAUUAAGUUACUUUUUUUUUAGGGUUUAAAAAUAUUUUUAGGGUUUAAAAUUUUUUAGGGUUUAAAAAUAUUUUUAAACCCUAAUGUAUUGAAUAUAUAAAAGAUGUGAGUAAAUAAUUCUGAUAUAAGUAUAUCGUUAAGUAUAGUGUUAAUUUAAAUAAAAAUUGGCAAUAAAACGACUCGAUUGUGAUUUUUGAAAUCAUAAUAAAAUUUGAUUCUGCAAGUCAUAACAUAAAAUGCUUCUUCCCUACGUGGUAUAUAUUUUAAACUUAUGAAAAGAUUUGAUUUUUUAUUGUUACAAUGACAGUAAUAAUAAUGAUACUAAUAAUAAUAAUAAAAUGAAAAUCAUGCGUAAUUAUGUUCAUGUUACCACCUAUAACAUAACUAUAUAUUUGUAUAUAUUAGACGGGAUCAACUAUAAAAGUACCUUUCAUAAAUCAUUAUAAUUCAGAAUUAUAUAAAAAAAAUAUCACUAAACAACGAAAAGUUAAAAAAGAUUAUUUACAAAAAUUAUUCAUAUUGAAAAUUAAAUUAUAAAUUUUCAACGAAAUUAUAAUAUUCUUCAUAAAUUAAUAAUUCAUUUAUUAAGUAUACUUUUUUUUUAGUAAUGAAAUUAUUUUUUAUCAUAUCUGCGCUGAAAGUUUAAAUUCCUGCCCUGUUUCGAGGAAAGAAAGUCGUUUUUUUCUUUUACGAGAACAUACAUAAUAAAAAUUAACGCAUGCGCUAUUCUUCUCACAAGCAGAAGCAAAAAUUUAAACUUUCAGGUACAGAUCUGGUGAAAAAUUGUGUAAGCACCACCGAAGAAGGUAGGACGAUCCAAUCCACGUGGUCAAUUACACUCGGGGGUUGUAAUGUCCUACUUUACUUCCUUGGUGUGUAAUAGACUAAUUCAUGAUAGCGGCAUCGAAACAAGGUUUCAUUGUUCCUGCAGCUAGACGGAAGAAGCUAAUUUCAGCCCAAUGCCGCGAAUGAAUAUGAGCAAACGCGUUAAUUGUGAAUGCUUGUCAGCGGGCAGAAACAAACUUGUUUCAUUCCUUGGGAACAAACAAAUAAUAUUUCUGCCCGCUGACUGUAGGCUUUCGCAAUUUAAACUCUGAUACUUGUCAUUUGUUUAAUAGUAAUUUCAGACCAUUAAUUUUAUUCACUUAAAUGACAGUUCUGACUGUGAUUAAGUUUUAUAAAAAUUAGUGUCAAUAAUAAAUAGUAUUUAUAGUUUCUGCUUAAUUGUAAAUUGCAAAUGACAAUUUACGCUUACGCUAAUAGUUGAUGAUACCAUUGGUCUUAAAUUAACUUGUUUCUGACUGACUGCUGACACUGAAACUUUAAGUUCCAAUGCCGGUAGUCACGAAAAAUCUAGUGUAUAACUCUGUAUGAAACACGAUUUCAGACUGUGGGUGAUGUCAGCCUUCACUCUGGUCUGAAAUCGUUUUGUUUCAUCCCUUGUCACACAGUAUACUAUUAUAGACUAUUUUGUUAAUUGCUUUUAUAAAUUUUUCUACUAUGUUGUUCCUGUACCAAAUGAUAAUAAGUUAAUUAAUUAAUUAAUUAAUUAAAAUUAUAAAUUAACUAUAAUCAUCUUCCAAAUAAUUCCAUUUAUUAACUGUUGAUGAAUGUAUUUUUAAUUGAAUAAUUGACCAUCUUGUGGUUGGACUAUCAUGUAAAAGUAGUUGACUGUACGAAGUAGUUUAUAAGAACGUUGUAAAAACCGCGUUAAAAAAAAUGAUAUACAUAUUGGUAUUUAUUGUGGCACUCAAUUAAUGGCUUCAUGCUUAAAACAUCUACGUUCCUAAAAAAUAUAAUAUUAAGAAACUGAUAAAAUAAAUUACUCACAUUAUUCAUUUAGUUUUAUCAUUUAUA